UCACAGUCGCUAUCGAAGCUUCGCGCAAACCACGCAUACAAACUUUCUCCACGACCAGAAGCCUGCCUUGCGACUUGAGUUGCCAAGAAAUGUUACAAUUAUGACUGUGAAAUACUUAGGCUCCAGCCAGGCUGGAGCCAUUCCCAGGCGCCGCUUGCCCGCCGGUGGAGGGCUCGUCGGCCAGGCGAUCCCGGGCGCCUCCCUGCCGCGAAAGUCACCUACGCUAUCAGCUGCGAGUGGAUCGUCAGUAGCGGCUGCUAUCUUGGGCUGCUAUGCGCCGCGCGGGGCGACGUUUACACAUCGGACCAAACCUCUGGGAGCGCUCCUCGUUGCUGCAGCCACCUCCAGCAAGACUGUACAGCGUGGGCAGUCUGAUGUAUCCGAAGGAGCAGUAUUCGCGAGGCGACCCAAGUCGCUGCUUGAAGCGCAGGACGAGGCGAGGGCCCUUCAAAACAGGCUAAAAAGCGGGACUCGUGGCAUUACGGGUGGAGAGUGCAACAAGGUCUUGAGAGCGCUCUGCCAGGCUGGGGAGCGGUGGCGCGACGUGGUGCAAGUCUACAACGACCUGCGUGGCGCGGGUGUGCAGCUUGACCUGGCCUCGUACCGUAUGCUCAUGGACGCAGCAAUUGAGGCCAAGCAAGGCCUGGACGUGGUGGAGCUGCUCCGGCACUGCGAGGAGGCGCACGGCCCCGCGCCGCCGCCCCUCUACUGCUCCCUCAUCUCCCGCCUGCUCAAGCAUCCGGGGCGCGGCACGCCCGCCAAGCAGGCCGCGUACGGCGUGUGGCGGGCGCUGCGUGCCUCCGGCCAGCGCCUGGAUCAGGUGGCCUAUCGCACCGGCAUGAACCUGUGCGUGGAGCUGGGGCACAUUGGCGAGGCGAGGCGGCUGAUGGACGCCAUGCGAGUCGCGGGCUUCCGGCCCGGCUGGGGUGCCUACCACAUUCUCAUGAAGUACCACGCCUCUCGCGGAGACAUGGAUGGCGCGCGGCGGCUGUUCGCGCAGCUGCGGGCGUACCGGGGCGGCAAGCCGCUGGAAAUCUCGGCCUACAACACGCUGCUGUGCGGCUUCGUGCGCGUGGGUGACCUGACCAUGGCGCGGGCCGUGCUGGACAAGGCGCGGCGCGAGGGCGCGCGGCCGGAUGCCGUCAGCUACAGCGCCUACGCGGCGGGACUGGCGGCGGUGGGGCGGCUGGACGAGGCGGAGGAGCUACUGGGAGAGAUGGCGGAGGCGGAGGGGCUACGGCCGGGGGCGCACGUAUACGGAGCAUUGUUGGACGGCAGUGUGCGAGUGCAUGACUGGGCACGUGUGGACCGGCUCCUGAACCGCAUGCGGAGUGAGGGCCUGCGUCCCAACCUGGCGCACUACAACAUCCUCAUUCGCGGCCGCUGCUACAGCUCCCCCGGAUACGGCGGCGCCCUCAGCUAUGCCGCUGCCGCCGCGGUGGCCGACCCCGACGGUGGCGGCCUCGGCGUCCCAGCGCCCGCAGCAACGGAGCUCAACGGCAACGGCAGCAGCAGCAGCCACGGCAGUAGCAUGGGGAGCGGCAUCGGUCAUGGGCAUGGCAGUAGCCACGGCACGAUGAACGGCGCAACUGUUGUAAACGGUGCUGCGGUGGCGGUAAAUGGCGCUGUGGGCCAUAACGGUGUCAACGGCAGCAGCACCGCCACCAGCCACGGUCAUGUCGGAGCGGUGGUAAAUGGCAGUGUCCACGCCGGCUCCAGCCAUAACGUCUCCGCUUCCGCAUUUGCGCCAGUCAUCCUGCCCAACGGCCUGAACGGCAGUAGCAGCCCCAGCCCGUCGACCUCUUCAUCCAGCAACGGCACCGCCGCGCCAGCUGACGACCUCUCCAGCAUCAUGGACUUUGGGGCCAUCAACGGCAACAGCACCCCCAACGGCGGAACCACCGGCACAAACAGCACCAGCACGAACGGCAGCAGCAACACCACUACCGCCAGCAGCAGCUUUAGCGCCGGCGCCGCGGCCUACGCCUACACCUCGGGUGUGGGCGGCUUGGCGGGCGAGCAUGUGGAUGCGUUGAUCGCGGAGAUGCGGGCGGCCGGGCUGCGGCCUGACGCCGUGACGUACGGCACCCUCAUCCACGCAGCUGUUCGCAGCGGCAGCGUGGACGGUGCGCUAGGGGUGCUGAGCGCGAUGCGGCUGGAGGGCGUGGCCCCUGACGCAGCCGUGUUCACCAGCCUCAUGAAGCUGUUCCGGGGGCAGGGCAUGCAGGCGCAGGCGCUGGAGUUCUUCCAGCAGCUGUCCGGCAGCCGCUCCGCCGUCGUGGACGUGUGGAGCCUCACCUGCCUCACCGCCGUGCACGCCAGCGGCGGCAACAUGGAGGAGGCGGAGGGCGCGGCGCGGCGCGCACACGAGUUGGCGGCGGAGCAGGGCCUGCCGCCGCCGGUGGAGGCAGCGUACGCACUGGUGCAGGGCUACGGCCAGCAGCGGCGGCUGCGCAACGCGCUGUUGGCCUUCCGCCGCUUCCUGGCGUCCGGUGGCCGGCCGCACCGCAAGCUGUGCGAGUACACCUACCGCCUGUGCCUGGCGCACUUUGACUUCGCCGCCGCCGGGCAGGUGCUGCGGGCCAUGCGGCUGAUGCGCGGUCUGCCGCUGCGGGAGGAGCUGUACCGGCAGCAAUGGGAGGAGGCGCAGAAGCGGAUGCAGGCCCGUCGCCCGUCGGUGGCAAGCGGUGGCGGCAGCUUUGGUGGCAGCAGCGGCGGCGCCAACGCUGGCGGAGACUUUGCGGCGGCUGUGGCGGAGAAAUGGAAGUGGUGGUUCGGCCUUCCCAACAAGUAUUACGAAUCAGAGUGGAAGUAGCUAGUUGUAGAUAGGUCGAGAAGGGCGGACGCUCGUAGGCUUAUGGUUCGUGGGCCUCAGGGUCAAAUUCCCCGCUCUGCGGAGUCGGGCUGCAUUGGGCUGUACGGCUGUAGUCACAGGGGCAGGGGGUACUGAGGUCGCAGCGUACACGUUAUGGGCUGUAGCACACGGAAGUGCAGCCUAUUGAGGGUGUAGCGGCAACACGCAUUCCAGGCAGAGCGUGUGGAGUCCAGGCAGAGAUCGAGCGACUUACAAACAUUACAGAACUCAUGCGCCGCCAUGCGGGGCAGUGCAGGGUGGGUUGUGUCAGUCAGGUAGGCAGGCAUUUUUGCGGGCUUCAAGGCGUUGUGGUCGUCGGGGCUUGGGCGGCUGCAGCACGAGGCUGUAGGGCCUCAUCCAUUCAGAGCGCGCGGCAGCUGAACAGCCGUUGUUGUGUACCGUAUGACAUAUGUGUAUGUGAGAGGGUUUGGGUGGUGUGAUGGUGAUGUGUUGGUGAUUAGAAUGAAAUCGGGUGAGCUAGAUCCGCGCGUCCAAGCUCCUUAUCCUUCUCCCUCGUCUGGAUCCGAGGGAGUCAUGCCCAUACUAAGCCCUAUGGUGUGCGCGAGGAACAGGAUUGCGGAAACCGGGUAGGGACUAGGCCGUGCAUGGAUGCCGUGAAAGGAGGGGCCUCUUGAAGGCUGUGCGGCUGGUGGCCGGACGCAGGAGGCGGCAGGUCCAAGACAGAGCCACAGACGGUGGCUAUGUCAGUGCGCGCAAUAUGAGAGCCAGAGUGCGCUGUAACCCUGUGACGCU
Messenger RNA from Chlamydomonas reinhardtii, 3607 nucleotides. RefSeq lists its product as uncharacterized. Lineage: Eukaryota; Viridiplantae; Chlorophyta; Chlorophyceae; Chlamydomonadales; Chlamydomonadaceae. Bases 101 to 2815 code for a protein of 904 amino acids. The transcript has 8 exons. Gene Ontology annotation, molecular function: protein binding. The record is from RefSeq and is a predicted model, not a curated record.